AUGAACUUCUACCCUGCACCCCCUGUGGUCCAGGCCGAAAUAUUCGUGCGGAUCCCAGAUGCAUUGAGAUGCACGGGACAACCCACCGAUUGGAGAGGUGGAUCAAGUAGUCCUCCAUCGGAAAUUUUCCUAGAGGGGCCUACCUACCUCAGCACCGGAGACCUCUACGUGACCGACAUUCCUUACGGUCGAAUAUUAAAGAUAGACGCCCAAAAACAUGUGACUGAGUGCAUUCGUUAUGAUGGGGAGCCAAAUGGACUCGUCGUGCGUGAUGACGGGUGUAUGAUUGUCGCGGACUAUAAGCAAGGGCUGUUACUGUUCGACCCAGUUGCACAAACCAUUUCCCCUCUUUUGACACGACGAAACCUGGAACGCUUCAAGGGUCCUAAUGACCUAAUCGUGUCUUCCAAAAAGGAAAUCUAUUUCACAGACCAAGGCCAGACGGGCAUGACUGAUCAAACUGGGCGAGUAUACCGGCUGUGCCCUGAUGGAAAGCUCGACUGCCUCGUUGACAACGGAAUAUCCCCCAAUGGAAUCGCCCUGUCACCGGAUGAGCAGUUCUUAUAUGUGGCCAUGACUCGGUCAAAUGCUGUGUGGCGACUGCCUCUCCACGCAGAUGGCUCCACCUCAAAAGCGGGGCUAUUCUUUCAAUCAUUUGGGAGUUCUGGACCGGAUGGGCUGGCCGUCGACGAGGAGGGGAGUCUUUUUAUCUGCCAUCCCAGCCUCGGGUCCGUCUUUGUGGUCGAUGCGGAAGGGGUUCCUAAAGCUCGAAUCGUCACUGCGGCUAACGGAGGAAAGAAUCUGACGAAUUGCACAUUCGGAGGAGAGGAUGGAAGGACAGUCUUCAUUACCGAUAGCAUGAAAGGCAACAUUCAGUGCGUGAGGUGGCAUUGUAGGGGUGCGGCGCGAACCCCUUGA
Molecule: messenger RNA, 918 nt
Organism: Penicillium cinerascens
Lineage: Eukaryota; Fungi; Ascomycota; Eurotiomycetes; Eurotiales; Aspergillaceae
Product: SMP-30/gluconolactonase/LRE family protein
Exons: 2
Coding region: 1-918 (305 amino acids)
Source: RefSeq, a predicted model, not a curated record